Clonostachys rhizophaga is the source of this 3729-nucleotide messenger RNA. Lineage: Eukaryota; Fungi; Ascomycota; Sordariomycetes; Hypocreales; Bionectriaceae. The record is from the annotation of a GenBank genome assembly.
AUGACAGCCCGACGUCAAGAGACGGAGCUUCCACUCUUACACAACGGAGGCCGACAAGACCGACCAAACCGACAAAGGCCAAGGAGGUUGGCCAGCUCUAGGCCCUUCCCAGCCCAAACUACCCAAAACUUCGCCAACAGUGAUGUGGACCAUUCCAGGACGACCCCUUGGUCUGUUGACCGCGAUCAAGAAGGCAGUGUGCUCGAUGGCUAUACCACUGAGACAUCUUCCUCAACACAAACCAUGGUCAUCCCUAGUACGAGGCCGAAUGAUGCCAGCAAUAACACUAGAUCGAAACUUUUGCGUCACAAAGAGGUCCCCGUACGUUUGGAUGGGGGUGGAAGCGAGAAAUGGCAGCCGUUUUGGUUGCGUCCGACCGUGCUAGGGACAUUCUCUGCCCUUUUCUUAUGUUAUGCUAUUGCACUGCCAGUUCUGUUAUCAUUUUCCCACAGGAACAACGGACUUCUAGAAGCACGGCGGGACCUUGAGCAACUAUGGAGAUUUGGGCCAACUGCAGUGUUUACUCUUGUUACGAUACUCUGGAGCAGGGUCGAGUUACAGACUCUAAGAUAUUUUCCCUGGGUGCAGUCUCAGACUUCAAACGACUCCAGCAUCUAUAUGCUGGACUAUACCUCCAAGAUAUCAAUUACCAUUCUCAUUCAAUCUCUGCGCAAGAAACACUUUCUCGUCUUCAUAAUCACGCUCACCACACUCCUUCUCAAAGUUCAAGUUGUUCUUAUACCCAGUUUAUUUUCUCUCAAGACUGUUCAGGUUUCUAAACCUGUGCCUGUACAAAUCUGGGAUUUUUUCGACCCAGAGUUUAGUCAUCGUAACUUUGGCGAGGGUUACAAGACCGGCUAUUGGAAUUUCCGGGCAAUACAGGAUUUCAACACAGGAAUCCCCUUUGGGGUUGGAAACAACUCAAUAUAUCAAACUUUUGCGCAAGCGAACACCACAAAUGCCACGCGUGGCACUAUCGACUCUCCUCUUACCACUAUUGUGGAUGGGUUAUUUUUCGAUGUUGAGUGCCGACAGGUGGAGAGUUGUACCCCGGUUUACUCAUACUAUUCCGAUACAAGUCAACCACAAGUUUCCGUGGAUCUCAAAUUCGAGGGCUGCCCUCAAGCAUCACGGACACGUGUGUACAAUGCUUUCUCGCCACUCUAUUGGCAUAAUAAGACCAGCUUAGACGACAGGCUCUCGUCGAACAGUCCGGCAGACCAUUGCUCACAGCUACCUAACCAGUUUAAUCACUCAAUCUAUCUUGCAUCAAGAUGGGUUCCUUCUCCAGAAAACAGCUCCAUCCCUAUCCUCAAUGCUUGCGCUGGUGUCAUUUGCUCACCUACCGCAUGGAUAGCUAAGACAGAAGUGCGGGAUGACGGAAAUCAUCCCAAGAUGACACUGCUACCAGACCAAGAAAAGACUCCCAUCAAAACCAACCCUUUUGAGCUCAUCGAAAACUCGGUCCCAGAUGCGCUUGGGGGGAACACUUCAUCGCCAUUGAUGAUAAAUUCGUUUUUACUUGAAUCGACCGAUGUCGAAAAAAAGUACCCCGACGGCUUUCCCCUCUCGCUCUAUACGAAUCAGGUCAUGUACGACUCAGUAUUGACCCUCAACCAAGCACUCGGACCUCUUGUUGCACAUCAUGAGCUCCGAAACAAAACAGAGAGACAGACAACAGGUUCAAGACCGUUUGAAGUCGACCGACUCCAGCUGAAUCGACCAAUCUGCAUAUGCCUAGCAGUGAUCUCAGCUCUCUCGGCAUUCGUUUCCGUAUGGGCGAUACUCCAAUACAAGGGAGCAUUUAAGAACUGGCACAGAAAUCCAGCGACAAUUCUUGGAUUAAUGAGCUUUUCCGAUGGCCAAAGACUUGAGCCUUCAUCAGAGCAAAAGGAAACAAGAAUCAAAUCAUGGCGUCAACAUCAAGAGUCUCCUCUACCCCUGCCUACUUGGCUGAGGCUCAUAACUACAAUUUAUGUUCUAGGCUUGAUUAUCAGUCUCGUCACUGUGCUUCAACUGUCUAAUGCAUCUAAUGGGAUAUUAACACUCAAAGAAGGAACUUUAUCUCUUUGGUGGACCGCAGGUCCCACUUUGGCCAUAUAUCUUGUCACACUCUAUACUACUUCGUCAGAUACAGUAGUCCGUGACCUUGCGAUACAUGCCAAGCUAGGCGUUCGAUCUUGCACUGUAAGAGAGCUGGAUAUUUCACUGCUGGAUAUGCUUGGGCUCAGGGCUUUAUACUAUUCGGUCAGAUGGAAGAUACAUACUGUCACGCUUACACAGCUGCUAGCUAUUGCUUGCGGCUUCUUGGCGUCAUUGUCAUCUCUCCUAUUCUUUCCUUCGAACUUUCCCGGCAGUUUCGAUGUAAACAUCAAGCAACAAAGUUGGUUUGGUUCUCGAGCUCUGGCACCAGAAAACGGUGGGAAAAUGAGCGAAUACAACAUAGCCAGGUGGGCUCUGAACGGCCUCAUGAUUACUCAAACAAAAUCCAAUUUCACCUGGCCUGAUUUCACAUACCGCGAUCUCAUCUUUCCCCGUCUAGAAAUCGAUGGCCCCAGCCAGGAUUGGAAUUCAAGUGUCAGCUUUGAGCUUGAAGCACCGGCUAUCAAAUUGAUGCCAGAAUGCACACAGCUUCCUCAAGAUGUUCUGAUACGCAAUCCCACCCAUUAUUCGUGGGACUUUUAUUACACGGCGAAUUUAACUCAUACCUGCCCAAAUGGUACCAAAUUCACAAUGGAGUAUUGGAAUAGUGUAUACCCCGUUCAAUAUGACUCCUACAUGCUCGCGGAGCUUGAACCCAGGGUCGAUCCAUGCCCCACCGAUCUCUGGAUGGAAAAGACAUAUUUCUGGGGCAAGCGAUUGAAUUACACCUUCGGCCAUACUGCGGUCUGGAGGUGUAACUAUACGUGGGCCGAAGUUCCUACGAAGCUGAAUAUGCUGUGGGCAGAAAAGGGCUUACAGGUAGACCACCAGCGCCCUCCAUCACCAGACUAUUCGAAAGCCAAGCCAUUAUAUCCAUCAUUUAGCACUCCAACAUUCGGUGGUGACGAAAUCGACACUUUUUGGCCAAAAACUACCUUCAGUUAUGACCAAGAGGGUAUCGUGGAGUGGCUCGAUACCCGAUAUCACUAUCUCUUUCAGCCUACUGGUUCUUUAGAUGUGACAAGGAUUGGCGAUCCGGACUAUGACCAAACACUAUUAGAGGCAAUACACUCCAGCUAUGCUUUGAUUGCGGGUCAGCUAGCAAAUGCUUUGAACCGACUUAACAUCGACGAAGCAUCAACAUCAUCUCCAUCGCACUCUGAAGAGUUACCUCUCAUCAGCGCAACAGCGACAGAUAAAAGACAGCGCCGGCUCUUCCAAAAAGCGGAUAUGACCUAUCUCAUAGUCGGAAUCUUAUCGCUGUGUUUUCUCAUCAACACCUGGGCAUUGGUCUCGUCUGGACUGAAGCGCUUCAUCAACUACAGGGGUAAAUUCUUUCUGGACUUGGAGAUGAAGGACUUGGUGCCACCUGAUUAUAACAGUAUUGCCAUGGCUACCUCUCUGCUCUCUCCGUCGAAUUAUUCCAAAUACUUGGACUCUGGGGACGAGCAGGGCCCGGGAAUGUUAGGUUUGCGAUUCCGAAUGGGGUGGUUUAUCAGAAAGGGUGGUCAGGAGAGGGAACUGACAAUUGGCGUACUGAAUGACCCAGACUUUCAGUUUCUGGGAGGCAAGCAGUCAAAUGGGUAA